AUGCUUUCACGACUGCUCAGAUACAUCCGCGUCGAUCCCCUUCCCAAUACCGGGUCUGUGGCCCGCGAUCUGCUCGCAUCCGAGAGAACAUUUCUCGCCUGGGCCAGAACAGGUCUCGGAUUCGUUGCCUUGGGUGUCGCCCUUGAGAAAGUCGAAGCGUUCGCAGCCUUAUCACCCACCUUGCUCCACCUCUCGGACUCAAGGACGAAGCUCGCCGCAGGCGUUCUUGUUGGCAGCGGCAGCCUGUGUGUCGGCCAUGGCACGCUGAGGUAUUUCAGUACUUUGAAGUUGAUCCAGGAGGGGAAGUUUAGACCGAAUACAGGCGGCAUCAGUCUCAUGGCUGUCACUUGCAUUGGAAUCGCCGUUGCGGGAAGUAUCCUGGUUGUGGAGAACGAGGCUGAACAGGGGAGGGAAAAGGAAAAGGAGAAACAUAAAAUAUGA
This is a messenger RNA of Rhinocladiella mackenziei CBS 650.93, 441 nucleotides long. RefSeq lists its product as uncharacterized. Bases 1 to 441 code for a protein of 146 amino acids. The record is from RefSeq and is a predicted model, not a curated record. The transcript has a single exon. NCBI's taxonomy places the organism in Eukaryota, Fungi, Ascomycota, Eurotiomycetes, Chaetothyriales, Herpotrichiellaceae.